ACCAGAAAAGUACACGGCACUUUUUCACCAAUCAAAUUUAUUGGUAUCGGUAGUGAAGCAGUAGCCUCCGCUUCCCUCUCUUUUAGUCCUCCAAAAACCAGCAAAGAGUUGCUCCCGUGGCAACCCUAAUUCUCUACCCCCAUGAACUGCUCAAUAUCCGGCGAGGUGCCGGAAGAGCCCGUCGUUUCAAGGACGUCUGGGCUGCUCUUCGAGAAACGCCUAAUUGAGAGGCACAUAUCGGAUUAUGGAAAAUGCCCAAUCACCAGUGAACCACUUGCUAUGGAUGACAUUGUCCCAGUAAAAACAGGCAAGAUUGUGAAGCCAAGGAUGGUGCAGACUGCUAGCAUACCUGGGAUGAUUGGAAUGUUCCAAAACGAAUGGGAUAGUUUGAUGUUAUCAAACUUUGCGUUGGAGCAACAACUACAUACAGCAAGGCAGGAGUUGAGCCAUGCACUAUACCAGCAUGAUGCUGCCUGUCGUGUGAUUGCAAGACUAAAGAAGGAGAGGGAUGAAGCAGGGUCCUUACUUGCACAGGCUGAGAGGCAGAUACCUAUGUCAACUUCAACAGCUGUGUCAGCCAAUGCCUCUACCGGGGUUAGCAAUGGGAGAAGAGCUGCUGAGGAUGAGGAGUUGGGCCCUGGUGCAAAGAAAGCACGCCCUGGAAUUUCUGCUAACAUCAUAGCUGACCUAACAGAAUGUAAUGCAGCUCUCUCACAACAGCGGAAGAAGCGUCAGACCCGUGCAACAUUGGCUUCUGUUGAUGCACUGGAGAAAUAUACCCAGCUUUCUAGUCAUCCGCUUCACAAAACUAGCAAACCAGGCAUCAUAUCUCUUGAUAUCCAUCAUUCCAGGGACAGAAUUGCAACCGGAGGGGCUGAUGCAAAUGCUGUAGUUUUUGAUCAAUCAUCAGGAGAGAUCUUAUCCACACUCAGUGGUCACUCAAAGAAGGUUACUAGCGUAAAGUUUGUGGGUGAUGGUGAUGUAGUUUUGACCAGCUCAGCAGACAAGACGGUUCGUAUAUGGCAAGGGGCUGAAGAUGGGAAUUAUAACUGUAGGCAUGUCUUGAAAGAUCAUACAGCAGAAGUGCAGGCUGUCACUGUCCAUGCCACUAACAACUACUGUGUGACUGCCUCUCUUGACAAUACAUGGUGCUUCUAUGAUCUUUUCACUGCGCUCUGCUUGGCACAGGUUACAGAUCCUUCAGGAUCUGAGGGCUUCACAUCUGCUGCAUUUCAUCCUGAUGGUCUCAUUCUGGGAAUGGGCACCUCUGGGGCCCUUGUUAAAAUUUGGGAUGUAAAAAGUCAGCAAAAUGUUGCAAAUUUUGAUGAUCACGUUAAAUCAGGGCAAACUGGCCCAAUAACUUCUAUGUCUUUCUCAGAAAAUGGAUACUUCCUUGCGACUGCAGCUCAUGAUAGUGUUAAAGUAUUCGAUCUACGCAAGUUGAAGAACAUCCGAACAUUGAGCUUUGAUGAUUCAGACACACCAACAAACUACGCGGAAUUUGAUCAUGGCGGAAAUUACCUUGCAAUUGCAGGCGCAGAUAUUAGAAUUUACCAAGUUGCCAGUGUUAAAGCGGAAUGGAAUUGUAUUAAAACUUUCCCAGACUUGUCUGGCACAGGUAAAACAACUUGUGUAAAAUUUGGUCCAGAUGCAAAAUAUGUUGCAGUUGGGUCGAUGGAUCGUAACCUCCGCCUAUUCGGCCUGCGUGGGGAUGAUGGUUCAUUAGAAUCUUGAAGCUCCUUCAAAUAGUCUAUCUGGAACAAGGAAUUUCCAGCUCUCUUUCUUAAAAGAGAAUCUCGUUUAUGUUAGCAGGUCUGUAACGAGCCAGCAGUUACACUGGAUUAUGUAUAUCAUCUGAUGAAAUGAAAGUGACUCAGCUACAGCCUACAGCUAGUAUUCUUUCAGCAAAUUAUUUGAAGUUUCGAAGCCGCUCCGGCGUGUUAUUUUUUGACCUUCACAAAUAGAUUCAUCAGGCCUCUUGAUGUUUCCUUCUUAUACAAGAUGGUGAGCUUAACAAUGUUUGUACACUAACGGAUACACACUUUCUGAUUCCAGUUUUGAGUUACACUAUAAGAAAGAGGAACUGUGGCUAAAGCCAAACUAUUCUCAAA
Tripterygium wilfordii is the source of this 2111-nucleotide messenger RNA. Its product is annotated as pre-mRNA-processing factor 19 homolog 1-like. Gene Ontology annotation, biological process: protein ubiquitination; DNA repair; mRNA splicing, via spliceosome. Gene Ontology annotation, molecular function: protein binding; ubiquitin protein ligase activity. Bases 142 to 1734 code for a protein of 530 amino acids. Gene Ontology annotation, cellular component: cytoplasm; Prp19 complex; U2-type catalytic step 1 spliceosome. The record is from RefSeq and is a predicted model, not a curated record. The transcript is spliced from 18 exons. NCBI's taxonomy places the organism in Eukaryota, Viridiplantae, Streptophyta, Magnoliopsida, Celastrales, Celastraceae.